CCUCCUUUGCCUCUUCACACAAUUUCAAAUUCAAAUUCUUGUCCAAAUUCAAAGGACAGGCCAGACCAGACCAAACCAAGCCAUGUUAUCUCGCAAUUAUGGAACUUGCCUUCUCCUGUUCCUCCUUGUUUCUUCCACCUUGUUUGCUCCUUCCAUGUCUCAGCUUGAUUCUCCUUGGGCAGCUAAGAAGAAACACAUGAGAGAGAAAGUUAGAAAGAUGUUCUAUCAUGCAUAUGAAAACUACAUGGAACAUGCAUUCCCGCAUGAUGAGUUGAAGCCUCUAACCAAAAGCUUCACAGAUUCUCUUAGCGAGCUCGGAAAUUUAAAGCUCGAACACUUACCGGAAAACUAUAAUGGAUCUGCCCUUUCACUUAUUGAAUCAUUGUCCAGCCUUGUUAUAAUGGGAAAUAACACAGAAUUUGAAAGGGCAGUUAAAUGGCUAUCUGAAAACCUGACUUUCGACAUCGAUGCCAGGAUAAAUCUUUUUGAGUGCAACAUAAGAGUUCUUGGAGGACUUAUUUCUGCUCAUAUUCUUGCAACUGAUUCCACAAACAGGUUGGUUCAAGGAUCUUACAAGAACCAGCUGCUUAAUCUUGCUGAAGAUUUGGGGCGGUGCUUUUUACCUGCUUUUUCUACACCAACUGGAUUACCAUAUGCCUGGAUUAACUUAAAGUAUGGAGUAAUGGAGAAUGAGAUUACUGAAACAAGCACAUCAGGGUGUGGUUCUCUGAUUCUUGAAAUGGGAGCAUUGUCACGACUAACGGGUGACCCUAGAUACGAAUCUGCUGCUUUACGUGCUCUGCGUAAAUUAUGGAGCAUGCGCAGUUCAUUAAAUCUACUAGGAACAACACUGGAUGUAACUACUGGAGAAUGGAUUGAAUAUUCAUCUGGCAUUGGUGCUGGAGUUGAUUCAUUCUAUGAGUACCUAUUGAAGGCUUAUAUUCUUUUUGGAAAGGAGGACUAUUGGAGAAUAUUUCAAUCUGCUUAUCUUGCAGUACAGAAGUAUUUCAGACAUGGUCCUUGGUACCAUGAAGCGGAUAUGAGGACAGGAAAAGCAACAUAUUGGCAACUUACAAGUUUGCAAGCGUUUUGGCCCGGUUUACAGGUUCUCGUGGGUGAUAUUGCAGCUGCUAAUUCAUCACACCGUGAGUUCGUUCAUGUGUGGAAGAAAUUUGGAGUUAUACCGGAAAGGUACUUACUGGACCAUCAGAUGUUACAUCCUACUGAGAAGUAUUAUCCCCUGCGGCCUGAGUUGGCAGAGUCCACAUUCUACCUCUAUCAAGCUACCAGAGACCCUUGGUACAUACAAGUUGGUGAAUCAAUUGUCAAUUCUCUUAAUUCAUAUACCAAAGUAGAAGGAGGUUUUGCGAGUGUAAGAGAUGUGACGACCAUGCAAUUAGAAGAUCAUCAACAUAGCUUCUUUCUUGCUGAAACGUGUAAGUAUUUGUAUCUUCUUUUCGAUGAUUCUUUUCUGGUCGAUCAGAAUUAUAUUUUCACAACCGAGGGUCAUCCUCUUCCGAUAUUAAGUUCUUGGCACGAGAGGCUUCCCGAGACAUACAUCCCUACCUAUUGGACUUAUGCAAAGGGUGAACAGCAAACAAGACGUGCAAGUGCGAUGUCUCUACGAGAGUGUCCAGCAAUGGCUUUGAGGCCGGGAUACGGUUUCCAACAGAUCGAGAGUGCAUGCCACAUCCCUGAUUCUCGUGCCGAUCAUAGGUGUUUCGACGACGAGGAAUGUGGAGUUGACUCGACUACAUGUAGAAGAAGAUCAUGCACCAUGGCCGGUUACUGCGGACUGUGGAUCCUAUGAUAACUGAGAACAUAAUCAGGUAUUCUUUCUAGCGAAACAUAAAUGUAAUGAAGAUUACAAAAAGGUUGAUGGAGUUAUAUGUAUGUCCUGAGUUUGUAAACUACCUAUGAAAGAUGAAACAGAAAAAGAAAGCUUAGAAACACGUAGUACUGGCAAG
Messenger RNA from Hibiscus syriacus, 1967 nucleotides. Its product is annotated as alpha-mannosidase I MNS5-like. Bases 83 to 1810 code for a protein of 575 amino acids. The record is from RefSeq and is a predicted model, not a curated record. Gene Ontology annotation, biological process: carbohydrate metabolic process; mannose trimming involved in glycoprotein ERAD pathway; endoplasmic reticulum mannose trimming. NCBI's taxonomy places the organism in Eukaryota, Viridiplantae, Streptophyta, Magnoliopsida, Malvales, Malvaceae. Gene Ontology annotation, molecular function: mannosyl-oligosaccharide 1,2-alpha-mannosidase activity; calcium ion binding. The transcript is spliced from 15 exons. Gene Ontology annotation, cellular component: endoplasmic reticulum; membrane.